Seriola aureovittata is the source of this 4007-nucleotide messenger RNA. RefSeq names its product potassium channel, subfamily K, member 1b (gene kcnk1b). Gene Ontology annotation, biological process: potassium ion transmembrane transport; stabilization of membrane potential. The transcript has 3 exons. Gene Ontology annotation, molecular function: potassium ion leak channel activity. Bases 194 to 1201 code for a protein of 335 amino acids. The record is from RefSeq and is a predicted model, not a curated record. Lineage: Eukaryota; Metazoa; Chordata; Actinopteri; Carangiformes; Carangidae. Gene Ontology annotation, cellular component: membrane.
UACGAAAGCAGGUUUUGAGCAGGUCUCACGGAGGGGGAAGAGAUUCCCCAUUUAGGCUUUGUCCUUAACAACAUCCCUAGCUAGAAGAUAUUUCGGUAAUAUAGCACGGGAGGCGGUUAAAUUGAUAACGUUGUUUUUUUACUAUAUACAUUUAAACCCGUAACAUAACACGGAGGUGACAUACCUCUUGAAAAUGCUUCAGUCUCUAGCUAGCAAUUCUUGUGUGCGUUUGAUACAAAGUCACAAAUCGACGUGGUAUUUUGUAUCUUUAGUCUUGGGGUAUCUGCUUUAUCUCGUGUUCGGCGCUGUUGUCUUUUCUUCGGUGGAGCUGCCUUAUGAGGACGCCCUGCGCCAGGACCUGAGGGCCGUCAAAAAACAGUUCCUCCAGGACAAUGAAUGUCUUUCCGAGGAGCGUCUGGAGCGGUUUUUAAAGAAAGCACUGGAUGCCAGUAACUAUGGGGUUUCCAUCCUCAACAACGCCUCCGCUAACUGGAACUGGGACUUCACCUCUGCGCUGUUUUUUGCAAGCACCGUGCUGUCCACCACAGGAUAUGGUCACACAGCACCUCUGUCGGAUGGAGGGAAGGCCUUCUGCAUUAUCUACUCGGUGAUCGGCAUCCCCUUCACCCUUCUCUUCCUCACUGCCGUGGUGCAAAGGAUCAUGGUGUUCAGCACACGGAGGCCGAUCAUGUACAUCCACACGCGCUGGGGCCUGUCCAAACCACUGGUGGCCAUUGUUCAUGCCACUCUGCUCGCCACGGUGGCCGUCUCUUGCUUCUUCCUAAUUCCCGCCGCCAUCUUCUCAGCACUGGAGGAGAACUGGAACUUCCUGGAGUCCUUCUACUUCUGCUUCAUUUCCCUGAGCACCAUCGGCCUGGGAGACUAUGUACCUGGAGAGGCUGCUAACCAGAGGUUCAGGGAGCUCUACAAAGUCGGCAUCACUUUUUACCUGAUCCUGGGUCUGAUCGUCAUGCUGGUGGUGCUGGAGACCUUCUGCGAGCUACAGCAGCUGAAGCAGCUGAGGAAGAUGUUCUACCUGAAGAAGGAGAAGCCGCUGGACCGCCUCGCCAUUUUGGAGCACGACCACCUGUCCUUCACUACUGUGUCCAACAGGGCCACAGUUCAUAAUGAAGACAAGACCCAGCCGUUUGUUAGUGUCCAAACUCUGGCCUCUCCUAAUGAUGAUCCCAUGAUUCAGUAAACAAAGAUGGCGCAAACUGCUAUUGAAUGAUGAAAAUAUGAAAGUGGGGGGGUAAUACACACAAGAGUAUAAGUAGAUAGAACGAGUAGAUCCUAAGUCUCAGCUGUAGGCAUUCUGCAAAGCUCGGCCCUGCAAAAUUUAGAAGUAAAACUAGUUGAGACUGUUGAGAUCACGCAAACAAUCUCCUUUGCCGAACCACAAUACUGACAACACAGUGCUAUGCAGCAGAGAUUAAAUUUAUGCACAAUAAUUAGGUAGAAAAUUAAUAUUUUAACAGUGACUCUAAAGACAAAGUCAGUGAUAAAAGAAAAGCCUUCUGCUGCAUUUAUAACUCAUAGGAGCUAAGCUCCUUUAUGAGCUGUAUUAUUUAUUGCAUAUUUAGUGACAUCUUAGGAUGUAAUUGGUCUCUUAAAUCUAGAUGAAAUAUAAGACAAUUAUCUGUAGUCUGUCACAAAAUAGUACAUAUGUAAUACAAUAUGUCUGUAUCUUUAUAAAUAGAGAUGCUUGACAUGUAUGUGGAAUGUACAUAAUCAGGUAAAAUAUGUAAAGUAUAGUGCCAUCAAGAAUGAACACAACUCUUAAAGAUGAGCCAAAGUGAAGCUAAAACAUAUAAACAACUUAAGGGAUUAACUGUACUGUGAGGUCAGAAUUUCUUUUUUAUUUUCAGUUGGAACUUUGACAGGAGAAUUUGUGAUGUGUUGUGUUGUGUUUUCAUGCUAGUGCUCGCCUCUGACUGAUCGAAGUUUGUUGGUGGGUAAGCUGUGAAAUGCUUCAUCAGUUUCUCUUCAGUUGGUUGCUCUUAUGGAUUUUUGAAGAGUUUUUGAAAGUUUCAGGGACCUGUUUUUCCAUUGCAUAAUUUGGGUCACAUGGGUGACUGAAAGAGAGGUUGCAGUCGAUCCUGAAAAAGGCAUCUGAAAGAAUAGACGAUACAUUUUAUGAACAAUACAUGAGCUGUUUUACACUGUAUAUGUUUUGUAGCAUUUUUGGCUCAUCUUUACAGAGGUGUUAAACGUUCUGGUUGCACUCCACAUUGUCGCAUUUCAUUGUGAGGGAAAGUAUUUGUCUGCAGAUAUAUGUAUUUUCUCAACAUGUUGCAGUGCCGUUUCAGAGUUGUCCAUGUGUGGUGAUAAGCACUAUAAUUUAUUGAUUUGUCUGAAUUGCUUAAUGUGUGCUGGACUGUGUGAAAAGGGGAAUGAGGUUAGCCCAGCUUAAAAAAGGGAACCAUAGAGGGCCGACUGCCCUAUUGCAUUUUACUGUCAAUAAAGAGAGCUCAGUUUGCACAUGUACUGGAACCAGGUAGUAGUACAGAAAAAAUAACUUUGGGAUUUCUCUGAAAGGAAAGGGAUAUGGUUCCAAAGAUUUCAUCAGUGAUAUUUUUAAUGAAAAAGAUGAUGUUACCUCUGUUGUGGAUGAUCUGUAAAGGCAAGACAUUGAACAGGAACUAUUUUACUGUAUUUAAAUCCUUUGAAUGUCGAAAAUUCUAUUUUUAGAUAUGACACGAGGAAGGUUUACAAAAUUUUGUUAGUAAUUUAUGAAAGGAAUUCUGUACUAAAAAGGGUACGUUAGGGAAACUUGAAACUAUAAACUCAAGCAGCAGAAGGAGCAGCUUGAAUUGAACUAUCCAAGUUCUGAUUAUCUACCACGUCAGUUUUUAGGGCAAUGAUUUUCCAUAAUCUGAAUUUAAACCAGUGGAUAUGCACUUGCAGAUUUCUGUGACAUUGACAUUGAACUCCUCUGUGUAUUUAAAAAGAAAUAUUUCUGGCAGGAGGUAAAAUGUUCUGACAGAAGUACUAAUUUCAUUCCAUUAUCCGUCCUGUUAUAUUCUGCUCGGUGCAGACACCCACACAUACAGUGUAGAAUAUGACUAAUGCAGAUUUAUUUGUCAUUUAAUAGAAAGACAUGCAAUCGUCAUCAGUUUUAACAGUGUUUCAGUCUCCGUUUGUUGCUGAAUUUCUGACCUCAUCUUUCUCUGCUACAUUGCUCCAUCAAGACACAGUCGCAGCCUUUUAUAAAGUCUUGAAUGUAAUGUUUUUUAUGCUGUUUGCUACAGUGAGAUUCAAGGCCUGACCAGCGCACAGCAUUGCCUCUAGCUGUUUUCCGCUGGCUCUGUUUGUUAAGUAUUGACAAGUUUAGCUGCAGCAAGGUGUCAUGACCACUUGCGAAAUUAGCUUUGAUUGUGUCAGCAUCUUGAGUUACUCACUGAUCUUUAAUAUGGAAUUUUAUAGAUCAGUAGAUCAGAUUGUUCUUUUUUUUGUUUUUGUUUCACCAGUCUGGGCCUUCAUGUAAACUGUGAAGCAUUGAUACUGCUCAUAUUGUCUGCUGAGAAAAAAAGGAGAACUUGAAUUUUGAUAAGUUUGGGGUUGUCUCUUUUACUGUAAAGAUGUUUCUCUGUUUUGUAGAUUCGUUGAAUAGAUUGAUGUCAAGCCUUUGACCCUUCAGCGUUACUGUUUCUGGCAGUGUUUGUCACCAUGCAGUUUGUCUCGAAGGUAAAGCAGCUCUAGUUCUGUUCAGGGAGUAAACGUGUCAAGGAUUACAAAUGGAAGCACACUGACAUUGUUUAUUUAUGCUGACAAAACGGAUACGUUUGGAAUAUUUGGAAUCAUAGUUUUCUGUACAUAUCUCUUCAGUCGUUGUGGCGCAUACUGUAGAUACAUAUGCACAGUAGUACUUCAAUGUUACAAUACCAAUAUUGUAAUACAGCAAUGCCACCAAGGUUUUCUGUAAACUUCAUUUCAACAUAAGAAGUGAUUCCAUGAACUGUAAAAUAUCAGUGUGUCUUAAAUAAAGUGUUGUUAUUAUUACUUAA